Molecule: messenger RNA, 1075 nt
Organism: Drosophila novamexicana
Lineage: Eukaryota; Metazoa; Arthropoda; Insecta; Diptera; Drosophilidae
Product: putative gustatory receptor 59d
Exons: 3
Biological process (GO): sensory perception of taste
Cellular component (GO): membrane
Source: RefSeq, a predicted model, not a curated record
GGUAUUUUAGUGUUAUACGAUGUUUGAGCUCGUCAGGUGUCUGCUGCGGGUCAGUUACUAUUAUGCGCUGCUCGUUGGUGUGCUUAACUUUGAGAUUGAUUUGCGAACGGGUCGGGCGCACAUAACCAGACGGACUUCGAUCUAUGCUGCUUGCGUGAAUGUGAUUUGCAUUUGUGGCCUCCCCUGGUUGAGUGGAACGCAUGUAAUUCAUUCUUUCUGGACGCAGGCUGAACUACUUCACGACUACAUGUUCCUGGUCAUGCUUAGUGGGCGUGUCCUUUGUGUGUCUGUGACACUGAUCAGCCGUUGGUCCCAGCGCCGGCGAUUUGUUCGCCUUGUGAACUCCUUCCAACAUCUGACCCAACAGAAGCCUCACGUGAUGAGAAUGUGGCGACGCGGAGUUAUUAGCAAAUUUAUAAGCGUUAUUCUCUCGGAUUUUUUGCAAAUGGCAGCUAGCUUGCUACUUAUUUGGGAGAAGCUUACAAUUAAGUUGAGUUUCAGCGUCAUGAUUUUUUACGCAAUCUCAGCGCUUGUCAAUAUCAUUAUCUCCCAUUAUUACUUCGCCCUGCUCAAUGUGUACGGUCAAUAUAUCCUGCUCAAUAGGGAGCUGCGCGCUGUACUGGCUGAGACCCGCUCUCUAGAGUCCGAGUGCCGGAAGGGUACCCUGCUACUGACCAUAAGUUAUUAUAUGUCGGGCGUCUCCAUGAUCUACCUCGGAUUUUCCGAGUUGACGGGUGCCAUCCGUUUAAACUGGAGCAAAUGGGUCUUAGCUCUGCUUGGCUGCGGAUUUAUAUGCUACUUUACAGAUAUUCACAUAUCCGUGAAUAUUAUCUACGCUCUUCUGGAUGCACAUGCUGAGAUGGUGAAGCUGCUCUCUCAGCACACUCUUUUUGGCCCGGGCUUAGAUGAACGACUGGCGGCUGUUUUCGACAGCUUUCAAAUACAACUGGCAUGGAAUCCUGUAAAGUUCUCAGUUCUGGGGCUCUAUGACAUGGAGAAGUCGAAUGCAGUUACUUUGGCCAGCUCAGUAGUAACCAGCUCUCUGGUACUGAUACAAAAUGAUUUAAAAAAUGCC